GUCCUGCCAAAUCUCUCAUUGCUAAAUGACCCACGCUGAUUUAUUUUCAGCAGUUUUCGUUGACUUGGGUCUGUUGGUGCUUCGUCCCCCUUAUCCAUGCCAUGCCCUGUCUUCUGGCCAGCAUGAGAUAGCUCAUCCUCAAAUGCAGCAUCCAACUCAGGAUCAAGCUGAUCAUACUCAGCAGCAAGCUCAGCCUCUAAAUUACGCUCUUCAAUCAGCUCCUCUGCAUCCUCCUCCAUUUGUGCCUCAUCACCAAGCUCCUGAUCAAGCAAUGGAGGCUAAGGCUGCUGCUGCUGCACUUGCGAGGGUGGAUGUAGAGGAAUUGGCAACUGUGGCUGGUGUAGCUGUGUGGCUCGGGGGGGGUCAAAAUGGGCUGUUGUUCCUGCUGUGAGGGAGGCUGGCUCAAACUUGGCAAUUGCUGCCAUGAGGGAGGCUGGCUCAAACUAGGCAAUUGCUGCUGUGAGGGAGGCUGGCUCAAACUAGGCAACUGCUGUUGUGUGGGAACAGCCUUACGAGGUCCACGAAUAAGUCACCGGAGUUGCUUUUGUGCUUUACCUAGUGUAUUACUGGCUUCUUGAGACGAUGAUUCACCUAGAGUACCUCGUUCCAUAUUUGUAUACACAAAAAUAAAAAAAUUUACAUAAG
Rubroshorea leprosula is the source of this 645-nucleotide messenger RNA. NCBI's taxonomy places the organism in Eukaryota, Viridiplantae, Streptophyta, Magnoliopsida, Malvales, Dipterocarpaceae. The record is from the annotation of a GenBank genome assembly.